CACGCGUUGGGUGUAUCAAAGCCAAGAUGGCUGGUAGUUAGGUACGAGUCUACUCUUUACGGAGAAUCCGGAGAUGGACGAAGUGUUACGAUUGCUUCGCAACCACAGCAGUGUCUCGAAAAAAAAUGUCUACAUACAGACAUUUACAACAAUGCUCCUUUGGUGGGGAAUAGUGUUUACCUGUGGUCUCAGCUCCCUCGCAUUUGCUGAUACGGGUGUCUCGAGUGUUCAAGAACGGUCAUGUGACAACGCCCGCUGCAGGCCUCUUUCUUGCAGGGACAGCUUCACGCCACCCUGGGAGUGUUGUCCCGUAUGCAGACAUGAUCGGUCCUGUUAUUACAAAGGAAAAGUCUACAGAGACAGGGAGCGAUUCCGUGAAAAGUGUAACAACUGUGUGUGUUCAGACGGAGCUGUACUAUGCUCAGAAAUAAACUGUCCUGACAAGCCAGGAGUGUGCCCCAGGCGGACGAUUGGAUCGUGUGUGGACCUUUGUUUCUGGGAUUACGAUUGCCCUGGCGAACAGAAGUGCUGCUCAAACGGCUGUGGACACGUGUGUUCCAUUCCUCAAGACCCAGACACCGUAUGCUUCGUAAAUGGAGUAUACUACUAUGAAGGUGAACGCGUUCCACCACGAUCUAGUCACCCGUGCGAGGCCUGCUACUGUAGAGGGGGUUCCGUCACGUGCCAGAUGAUUGUGUGCCCUGUAUGUGACGGCCCAACGCAUCCUGGCGAGUGUUGUCCGAGAUGUGACUAAUUAACCGGCACCAAUAUGCCUACACAGCUACAUGUGCGCGGUUUUGCAACCCCACUGUGUAAAGCCAACUUUAUUAUAAAACAAGCGUUUUGCCAUUCGGUAUUCUGUGUCAAUAAUAUCAAUAUAACAUGUUCUUCUUUUAAAUGUGCAAGUACUUUCAUUAAGCAUGAACAUGCGAAGUACUUCGUAAAAUAGAUACUUUGUUUAUGACUUUCCAUUUAGCUAGAAUAACGAAAUUCAUCCAUCACCGCGUUUUAAAUAUUUUUUAUGUUAACGUGUCAAUGCACAUAAAAGAUUCCCAGUUUUCGCUAAUAAACGCACACUUAAAAUUAUGCAAAAAGUGA
This is a messenger RNA of Dreissena polymorpha, 1098 nucleotides long. Its product is annotated as kielin/chordin-like protein. Lineage: Eukaryota; Metazoa; Mollusca; Bivalvia; Myida; Dreissenidae. Bases 74 to 754 code for a protein of 226 amino acids. Gene Ontology annotation, cellular component: extracellular region. The record is from RefSeq and is a predicted model, not a curated record. The transcript has 6 exons. Gene Ontology annotation, molecular function: protein binding; peptidase inhibitor activity.